AUGCUGGAUCACAUCGGCCUCACCGUCCCAGCGUCGCGAUUCGAGGAAGUCACGGCCUGGUACCUGGCCGCGCUUGCACCGCUCGGUUACAGCAAACAGAUGGAUUUUGGUGGACAGGGUGUUGGCCUAGGCCCAGACAGGUUGAACACCGUUUUCUGGAUUUUCGGCAAGGGCGAUGCUGAAGCAGCUGCGACACACUUCGCAUUUCGAUGCACUGAUCGAGAUGCAAUUGAGAAGUUCCAUCAAGAGGGGGUGAAAGCCGGUGGGAAAGACAAUGGGAAGCCGGGCUUGAGACCGUAUCAUCCAAACUACUACGCUGCCUUUGUAGUGGAUCCUGUUGGAAACAAUGUCGAAGUCGUGAGUCACGAUGUGCCGCAAUAA
Alternaria ethzedia is the source of this 381-nucleotide messenger RNA. RefSeq lists its product as uncharacterized. Lineage: Eukaryota; Fungi; Ascomycota; Dothideomycetes; Pleosporales; Pleosporaceae. Bases 1 to 381 code for a protein of 126 amino acids. The transcript is spliced from 2 exons. The record is from RefSeq and is a predicted model, not a curated record.